AUGCUCGCGAAAUUUCCGAGCGAACGCGAGAGCUUUAGGGAGCUGCUGCGCGCGGUGGAUGGUGGACGAGGGGUGGCCACGGCGGGCGUCGCCGACGAGCGCGUGCGGAAAUACUUGGAGUAUUUCUUUGAUAACGCGUGCUUGGUGAGAUCGUCCAAGACCGGGGCGUGGGCGCUCGGUGAUGGUGAUUUGAGUUUGUCUAGUAGAUUCGGUGCGGUCUUCGACGAGACACCGGACGCGUUGGCGAGUCUGUCGCGCGCUCGCGAGCCUUGGCUCGGACUCGAUCCCGAAGUCGUCGCCGCGGCGAAGGCGAAAAAGGACGAGGCCAGAGCGGCGAAGCGCGCGAAUGCGAAACCGUCGACGGAAAUACAGGUUUUGACUGGCGAAGAAGCGCACGCAUUCAUGGCCGAGCGCGAAAGUGAUAGUGAGCGAGAUGAGCCCAAACCUUCUGCGCCGGGUCCCACGCAGAGGCCGCCGGCCUCAGCGAGCGCAGACAUCGGUCCCAGCUCGCGCCCACCGCCGGUCACGAGCGGUGCUGACACGGACUUGUCGGCGAAGCGUGUUCUCGGACCAAUGGCGCCGCCGAAAAGUAUGCUUGAGGCCGCUGCGGCGGAUUUAGCGUUUGAUGUCACAUUCGGGCCGCCACCUCCAGAACUUGUCGCCGAAAUGGAGAGUACGAGUGAUGAGAGUCGGGAAGCGUGUGCCAUGCGACUUGUGCGUACGCUGAGGCGCGGGGGCGAUGCGUACGACAUACUUGGUGUUUCUCCGGAAGAUACCGCAGGCUUUAUCAAGAAGAAAUACUGGAAGCUUUCGCUCAUGGUGCACCCGGACAAGUGCGCGCACGAAGACGCUAAGGAUGCGUUCGACGCCAUCAAAAAGGCGCACAGCGCGUUGUCAGAUCCAACGCAACGCGCAGUUGUGGAUGCGAAGCGAAAUGAGGCGAACGAGCGCGAAGAGUUUGAGCAGUGGCUAGCCGGCGAGCGCGAAAAGGCGGCAUGGCGCCGCAUGAAGGGUACGCCCUUACCCGGGGACGACGAGUUGCUAGAUGGGGCGAAAGACGACGGCAACACCAGAGAAGAGUGGAUGACGCACCUACCCCCGGAGAAGCGUCCGAACCAAGGACCCCCGACGGCGAAUGUCACGGCGUUUUCCAAAACAGAAAAGGUUGCGCGCACGGCUGAAAUGGAAGCAGCGUGGACAGACACGCCACAACAAGCGGCUGAACGCGAGAAACAGCUAUUUUUACAAGCUCAAGAACAGCAAUACGCAUUGCCCGCGGCGAAGGCAAAGGAGGAAGAGACGAAGCGUUUAGUCGAAGAGUUCAACGCGACUCGACGGUCUAAAUCGUUAGUGGAAAUUCACCAAGAGAGGCAACGUGAAUCUACGAAGCGAGAAAAAAAGGACAAGAAGGAUAAAAAGGAAAAGGACAGGGAUAAGAAGAGGGACGAUCCGAACGAUGGUACGAACUGGGAGUAUCGACCGUUCGACCGUGACACCGAUCUCAAGCUGAAGAAGCCUGGGCAGUUGAAACCCGAAGAAAUGUUGAAGCGCGCCGGGGGUGGGCUCGGGGAUCGUUUUAGAAACUAG
Molecule: messenger RNA, 1587 nt
Organism: Ostreococcus lucimarinus CCE9901
Lineage: Eukaryota; Viridiplantae; Chlorophyta; Mamiellophyceae; Mamiellales; Bathycoccaceae
Exons: 1
Coding region: 1-1587 (528 amino acids)
Source: RefSeq, a predicted model, not a curated record